Linum trigynum is the source of this 2068-nucleotide messenger RNA. The record is from the annotation of a GenBank genome assembly. NCBI's taxonomy places the organism in Eukaryota, Viridiplantae, Streptophyta, Magnoliopsida, Malpighiales, Linaceae.
GGCGUACCUGUAAAAAUGACCAGUGGCAUAUUGUAAAUGUUUUUUUGGUACGUUGUGUCAAAUGCGAGCAACUCUCCAAAACACGAAAUGUCGGGUCUGCAAAUGCUGUCAGCCCAAAAUAAAAAAUGGAGCCUUUUUUCCUCAUCAGUAGUGUAUCGGAGGAGGAAGUGUGGGUCUGUGCUUUUCUUUGAUUCUAGAUAGGCCAGUGCAGUUGCUGCAUCACCCUCGCUGAUUCUCUCAGCGCGAUCUUUGGUGCUGAAAUUUAACCCAUCUUUAACUGUAUACCCAAGUUUGUCAUGCCAUCCAGCACAAUGCACAGCAAGCUUAAUGGCCUGAGAAGGUUUCAUUCCGGCAUCCUUUUUAAAUCGGAGGAGCUCAUUCAGGACAGCAGUACAGGAUCUCGGUCAGGGGCAGAAACCAGGAGCAAUAUGCAGAACGAUAUGGACGGCAGGAUGAUGACAAAACGCAAGACCAGAAGUUCUUCCAAAUUAAUGGUAGAUUGGAAUGACUUAGUUUGGAAAGGCCGUACCAGAUUUUCUUACUUACAAUUCGACAAGAAGGGUGAAACAAAGUUUACACUUCCAACACUUCUCAAGUACACUAGAGAGGAAGUGAACCUUGCCCACUACAUAUUUGCGAAGGAUCUUCCACAAAAGGAAGUCCUGGUUGAAACCAUGAUGCAAUCCUAUACACGAAAGGUGUUGUGGUCCCUCUGCCCUAAGUCUAAUGUCGAUGGUGAUGUAAUUACAGCCAUGGCUUGCCAAUUGAGCCUGGAGGAAGUUUGGAGGGAUGUUGGAGAUGGAAGAGUAGUCUGUUAUCUGCCUGCUGAACUACAAGAAAUGGUAAUUAACUAUGGCAUGACAUCAAAAAAAGCUCUAGAGUGUUACGGUGCAAAGUUCUUGGCAAGAGCUCACACGUGCAGAAAGGUGUGUCUGCCCAUGAAAGAUGCAAUGGACGGUGAUGCAGUUCACUGAUAUUUAGCUGUCAUUAUGCUGGACGACAAACAAGUCCAUCUAUUGGAUUCGUAUCCUUCUAAAAAGCGCCAAAGAUCUCGUAGAAACGCAGUAUUAACUAUGGUAUGGUUUGACCUCCUGAUCCUAAUACAGUUAUAUCUCUAAAUUGAUUUGGGUAUUCAUCUAUCCCGAAUAAAGUGAUUACUGCUUAUGUAGAUCGAAUUUCUUGAUGACUUGUUUGAGGAUCUUUAUCGGCAAGUGGAACCAACACUUGAUCCACCUGUGCUGGAACAAUUUUCUUUGACAAUUCCUUCAAUUCCCGAACAACGUCACGAGUAAGAAUUGUUCGUUGUGAACAAAUUAGAAACAUACUUAGAUACCCACCACUCAUAUGCUGCAUCUUAUUUUAUGUAGGUCUGAUAGUGGCGUUUGGGUGUGCUCAUGGAUGAUGGGUGCAUCUUGGGAUGCUUCUUAUAAUAUACGGGUAAGCAAGAGUUCUCCUACUUGGCCUUGAAGGAAAACAACCUUUCGAAACAGCUACUAAGCCUCAUUGUCAUUGUCAAACUGUUGCAGCCAUGCGGAGUAUAAGGAGAAUGCAACUAGCUUUGUAUUUGGUCCAACACCCUACAAAUUACAUAAGACAUGUCGUCAUCGAGGAAGCAAAUAGUAAUGCAUCAAGAUUUGUUGCCCAGACUCGUAGGUACAAGGAGGAAAGCCAAAAGAGCGUAAUCCAGAACUAGAAGAUUCAUAGGGAGAUGGUGGUUCAUUUCUCCUGCAGUAGUAUAUUCUGGAUAUUUGGUUGAUUAGUUCUCCUGCCAGUACUCUAGUUUUGUUUCCCUUUUCAUUUUCGUUGAGAACCAAAACAAUACCCUUGAAUUGUUUGAAUUGUCUGCUUGUCUCUUUCCCUUUUCAUGUUCGUUGAGAACCAAAACAAUACACUUGUUAUUAGGUUAAAAUUUUGUCAUUGAAGCUAUUUGUUGGAUCCAACAUGGUUAUGUUUGCUCCGAUGAACGCAUAAUCUCCGGCGUCCUCCGGUGGCAAGAUAUGAGAUAUCCAAAGUCCAAAGCCAAGAAUUGGUGCGUUUUUUUGGGCCGAAAUAAAGAUAACAAAAAACC